This is a messenger RNA of Orcinus orca (killer whale), 8067 nucleotides long. It is a transcript of the gene CLASP1, whose product is annotated as cytoplasmic linker associated protein 1. Gene Ontology annotation, biological process: mitotic spindle assembly. Lineage: Eukaryota; Metazoa; Chordata; Mammalia; Artiodactyla; Delphinidae. Gene Ontology annotation, molecular function: kinetochore binding; microtubule binding. The transcript is spliced from 44 exons. The coding region runs from base 572 to 5302 and encodes 1576 amino acids. The record is from RefSeq and is a predicted model, not a curated record. Gene Ontology annotation, cellular component: microtubule organizing center; cytoplasmic microtubule; spindle microtubule.
UUUUUUUUUUUAAUCCCCGCACCAAGCGCUUAACCUCAUUGGGGUGGAGGAGAAGGCGGCGGCCGUCUGGUCUGCAGGGGCAACAGGAGCGACUAAUACGGCUCACAGGUUAUUCUUCCUGCAUGGAAGGUCACUGGGCUGCCUUGGGGGAAAGUCUGCUUCCAGCAUCCGGCAGCAUCUGGAGAGGCCUCUUCACUGGUCAGGAAGGAUGUAGAGAUGCAAGCUUCCCACUAAGGUUUCCAUGAGGAAAAUAUGAAGAGUAGAGGAAAUUAUUAAGAAGUAGGAGAAUGGACUGCUGAAUUAUGAAGUAUUCCAGACCCAGGAGGAGAACAUCACUCUGCCACUCACUCCCUUCUCCCCUACUAGUUAUUUAAAUUGGACUUUUAAUAUCCUACCAGCUGCUCUUCAGACACACAUGGUGCAUUGUUGCCAUUCCCCAGAUUGCAUCUCUGAAACACAGGCUCUUAGUAACCUUCAGCAAACAAAGAGGCCGCCUCCCGGGGACGCUUGCUGGGAGGGUGUCACCCUGACUGCCCUCUAGCUUCGGCUGGCUCUGGAUUGGAAUUCCACCAUGGAGCCUCGCAUGGAGGCCUGCCUGGCACAGGUGCUGCAGAAGGAUGUGGGGAAGCGACUGCAGGUUGGCCAAGAACUGAUAGACUAUUUCUCAGACAAACAGAAGUCUGCCGACCUUGAGCAUGACCAGACCACAUUAGACAAGCUCGUGGACGGACUCGCUACCUUUUGGGUGAACUCCAGCAAUUACAAGGUGGUUCUCCUGGGCAUGGACAUCCUGUCCUCGCUGGUCACCCGGCUGCAGGAUCGGUUCAAGGCACAGAUCGGCACAGUGCUGCCGAGUUUAAUAGACAGACUGGGCGACGCUAAAGACUCUGUGAGGGAACAAGACCAGGCCCUGCUGCUGAAGAUCAUGGAUCAGGCUGCUAACCCCCAGUACGUGUGGGACCGGAUGCUGGGAGGCUUCAAGCACAAGAACUUCCGCACCCGGGAAGGCACGUGUCUCUGCCUGGUCGCCACACUCAACGCCUCUGGAGCACAUACCUUGACACUAAGCAAGAUUGUGCCACAUAUAUGUAACCUGCUCGGAGAUCCAAACAGCCAGGUUCGAGAUGCAGCAAUAAACAGCUUAGUGGAAAUUUACAGACAUGUAGGAGAACGUGUGAGGGCAGAUCUCAGUAAGAAAGGAUUGCCACAGUCCCGGUUGAAUGUAAUUUUUACAAAAUUUGAUGAAGUCCAAAAAUCUGGAAACAUGAUACAGUCUGCAAAUGAUAAAAAUUUUGAUGAUGAGGAUUCUGUGGAUGGUAAUAGGCCUUCUUCUGCCAGCUCUACGUCAUCCAAAGCUCCAGCAAGCUCCCGCAGAAACGUUGGAAUGGGGACUACCCGCAGGCUCGGCUCAUCCACUCUUGGAUCCAAGUCUUCAGCUGCAAAAGAGGGAGCUGGUGCUGUUGAUGAAGAGGACUUUAUUAAAGCAUUUGAUGAUGUGCCUGUAGUCCAGAUUUACUCCAGCCGAGACCUUGAGGAGUCCAUAAACAAGAUUAGGGAAAUAUUAUCUGAUGACAAGCAUGAUUGGGAGCAAAGAGUAACCGCUCUAAAAAAGAUUAGAUCUUUACUUUUGGCUGGUGCUGCUGAGUAUGAUAACUUCUUCCAACAUUUGCGUCUUUUGGACGGAGCCUUUAAACUAUCGGCUAAGGAUCUGCGCUCUCAGGUAGUGCGGGAGGCUUGUAUCACCUUGGGGCAUCUGUCAUCAGUGCUGGGGAACAAGUUUGACCAUGGAGCUGAAGCCAUUAUGCCAACGAUCUUUAAUUUAAUUCCGAACAGUGCCAAAAUUAUGGCCACCUCUGGGGUUGUAGCUGUUAGGUUAAUCAUUCGGCACACACACAUCCCUAGGCUAAUACCCAUCAUAACAAGCAACUGUACCUCCAAGUCUGUCGCCGUUAGAAGGCGCUGUUUUGAAUUUUUAGAUUUACUUUUACAAGAAUGGCAGACACAUUCACUGGAACGACACAUAUCAGUAUUAGCGGAAACAAUAAAGAAGGGAAUACAUGACGCUGAUUCGGAAGCACGGAUAGAAGCCAGAAAGUGUUACUGGGGUUUCCACAGUCACUUCAGCAGAGAAGCGGAGCACCUGUACCACACUCUGGAGCCCUCCUACCAGAGGGCUCUGCAAAGCCACCUGAAGAGCUCGGACAGCGUGGUGUCGCUGCCCCAGUCGGACCGCUCAUCCUCCAGCUCGCAGGAGAGUCUCAAUCGGCCGCUCUCCGCCAAGAGAAGCCCUACUGGCAGUGCCACCUCCAGAGCUUCCACAGUCAGCAGCAAAUCCGUGUCCACCACGGGGUCCCUGCAGCGCUCUCGAAGCGACAUAGACGUGAACGCAGCCGCCAGCGCCAAAUCCAAGGUCCCCUCGGCUCCCGGUGCAGCGCCCUUCAGCUCCGCAGCGGCCUUGCCUCCGGGCUCGUACGCCUCCUUAGAUGGCACUGCCACCAAAGCGGAGGGUCGGAUCCGCACGCGACGGCAGAGCUCUGGGAGCGCCACCAACGUCACCUCCACGCCUUCCGACAGUCGGGGCCGCAGCCGCGCCAAAGUGGUCUCACAGUCCCAGCGAUCCAGAUCUGCUAAUCCUGCUGGUGCUGGCAGCCGAUCAAGUUCCCCAGGGAAAUUGUUGGGAAGUGGUUAUAGUGGCCUUGCUGGGGGUUCCUCGAGAGGCCCACCUGCGACACCCUCUUCAGAAAAACGAAGCAAGAUUCCCAGGAGUCAGGGAUGUAGCCGAGAAACAAGUCCAAACCGCAUAGGAUUAGCACGGAGCAGCCGUAUCCCUCGACCCAGCAUGAGUCAGGGGUGCAGCCGCGAUGCCAGCCGUGAGAGCAGCCGCGAUACGAGCCCCGCUCGGGGCUUCCCUCCGCUCGCCUCUCGACGUCAUUCCAGGUCCACUAGUGCUCUUGCCACGGCUGACUCUGUUGGGCAGUCAGACCGGUUUGGGCUCGGCCAGGCAGGAAGAAUACCUGGCUCUGUGAAUGCCAUGCGGGUUCUGAGCACCAGUGCAGAUCUGGAAGCUGCUGUUGCUGAUGCUUUGCUGUUAGGAGACUCCAGGAGCAAGAAGAAGCCCGUGAGGAGGAGGUAUGAGCCGUACGGGAUGUAUUCCGACGACGACGCCAACAGCGACGCGUCCAGCGUGUGCUCCGAGCGCUCGUACAGCUCCCGGAACGGGGGCAUCCCCCACUACCUGCGCCAGACCGAGGAUGUGGCCGAGGUACUCAACCACUGCGCCAGCUCCAACUGGUCUGAGCGGAAGGAGGGGCUCCUGGGCCUGCAGAACCUGCUGAAGAGCCAGAGAACACUGAGUCGGGUGGAGUUGAAAAGAUUGUGUGAGAUUUUCACCCGAAUGUUUGCUGACCCUCACAGCAAGGUUUUCAGUAUGUUUUUGGAGACUCUUGUGGAUUUUAUAAUAAUUCAUAAGGAUGACUUGCAAGACUGGCUUUUUGUUCUUCUCACACAAUUGCUUAAGAAAAUGGGAGCAGAUUUGCUUGGAUCUGUGCAAGCGAAAGUUCAGAAGGCUCUCGAUGUCACAAGGGACUCCUUUCCAUUUGAUCAGCAAUUUAACAUUUUGAUGAGAUUUAUUGUGGAUCAAACCCAAACUCCUAACCUCAAGGUCAAAGUUGCAAUCCUGAAGUACAUCGAGUCUCUCGCUAGGCAGAUGGACCCAACAGAUUUCAUAAACUCUAGUGAGACAAGGCUUGCUGUUUCUAGAAUUAUAACCUGGACGACAGAACCAAAGAGUUCAGACGUGAGAAAGGCAGCACAGAUUGUGCUCAUCUCUCUGUUUGAAUUGAACACUCCUGAAUUUACCAUGUUACUUGGUGCCUUGCCAAAAACAUUCCAGGAUGGUGCCACCAAACUCCUGCAUAACCACCUCAAGAACUCCAGUAACACCAGUGUGGGCUCUCCGAGCAACACCAUUGGCCGGACUCCCUCUCGACAUCCCAGCAGCCGGACCAGCCCCCUGACCUCCCCUACCAACUGCUCCCAUGGGGGCCUGUCUCCAAGUCGGUUGUGGGGUUGCAGUGCCGAUGGGUGGUCGAAGCAGCCAGCUCCCUUUCCUCAGCCUAGCUCCAUCCCCACCGCUCCCUCCCACAAGACUCUCAGGCGCCCUUACUCUCCCAGCAUGCUGGACUAUGAUACCGAGAACCUGAACUCUGAAGAAAUCUAUAGUUCUUUGCGUGGAGUGACAGAAGCCAUCGAAAAGUUUAGUUUUCGAAGCCAGGAGGAUCUGAAUGAGCCCAUUAAAAGAGACGGCAGGAAGGACUGUGAUGUCGUGUCCCGCGACGGUGGCAUCACCUCCCCCGCCACCGAGGGCCGGGGCGGCAGCGACGCAGUGGAAGGAGGCCGGACGGCUCUGGACAACAAGACCUCCCUCCUCAACACCCAGCCCCCGCGUGCCUUCCCGGGGCCACGGGCGCGGGACUACAGCCCUUACCCCUACUCGGACACCAUCAGCAGCUACGACAAGACGGCCCUGAAGGAGGCUGUGUUCGACGAUGACAUGGAGCAGCUGCGAGACGUGCCCAUUGACCACUCGGACCUGGUGGCGGACCUCCUGAAAGAGCUGUCCAACCACAACGAGCGGGUGGAGGAGCGCAAGGGCGCCCUGCUGGAGCUGCUCAAGAUCGCGCGCGAGGACAGCCUGGGUGUCUGGGAGGAGCACUUCAAGACUGUCCUGCUACUGCUGCUGGAGACGCUGGGGGACAAGGACCACUCCAUCCGCGCGCUGGCACUCAGGGUGCUGCGGGAGACCUUGAGAAGCCAGCCAGCAAGGUUUAAACACUACGCGGAGCUGACGAUCAUGAAGACGCUGGAAGCCCACAAAGACUCCCACAAGGAGGUGGUGAGGGCUGCCGAGGAGGCCGCCUCCACGCUGGCCAGCUCCAUCCACCCGGAGCAGUGCAUCAAAGUGCUGUGCCCCAUCAUCCAGACGGCCGACUACCCCAUCAACCUGGCCGCCAUCAAGAUGCAGACCAAAGUCGUCGAGAGGAUCGCCAAGGAGGCCUUGCUGCAGCUCCUCGCGGACAUCAUCCCGGGCCUGCUGCAGGGUUACGACAACACCGAGAGCAGCGUGCGUAAGGCCAGCGUGUUUUGCUUAGUGGCGAUUUAUUCCGUAAUCGGAGAAGAGUUGAAACCUCACCUGGCACAGCUCACAGGCAGCAAGAUGAAGCUGCUCAACUUAUACAUAAAGAGGGCGCAGACCACGAACAGCAACAGCAGCUCCUCAUCCGAUGUCUCCACGCAUAGCUAAUGCGGCGCCAGAGUCCCCGUGUAGCCCUGGAAGCAAUCGGUGGUGCCUCUCAGAGAACUCCCCCUUCCCCCCAUCGGCUGCCCAGUCAGUACCAGGAGGCCCGCAAAUAUUUAUUACAAUCAGUAUUUUGAUCCCUUCCAGCUUUUGUGUAGAAUCAUACUGGUAUUGAAUGUAAAGGAAGCAAGGCCUGCAUCGCAUCUUCCUACAAAACAAAACAAAAGGAGUAAGAAAAGAAGAGCCAUACUUAAACCGUCUCAUCCCGCCUGCUGAGGUCGUAAAACCGUGUGUGUGGGCUGCAGUUUUUAAAAAUCGGAGCUCUCUAGCCGAUACCUGGUAGAAAGUAGCAUUUUCUCUUCAGUUAAUAAGAUUGGAGGAGGUUGGGUUAAGUUGUGUUUCUCUUUCAUCUCGGCCUCCUUGGUUUUGGAUGUGGCCUGUGUGGGGCAAAGCCCCACGCCUUCCACAACUGACACCAUGGAAGGGUUUGUACGUUGUAAGUUGUGUUUUGAGACCUACUAAGUAUAUGAAUCAAGUCUUGGCAAGAAGUGGGAGAAAAGCCUGAAGAUGGUCUUUUAACGAACAUGUAGUAAUCGUGCUCACCGUCUCCGGACCGGAGGCUGACGCCCUGCGCGGUCUCCUUCCAGGACGGGCUCCUGCCCCUCUGAACAACCCCACCGAUGCCGCCCCUGCCCCAGAGCUGCCACUUGAGGGGCUUCUUAGAGAUGAAAUCCAAACACAAAAAUCAAGGUAAAUCGACAGCCUUGGUUAGCGUGUGCUUGAAAUGGCCCUUCGUGCAGCGUCGAAGAUACCGGAGAAGCUGCUCGUUUUACUGCCGAGAUCCUGGGAAACACUAUUUAACAGCGCUUCCCCCGUGACCCUGGCCCCUGGUGGUGCAGAUUUAGGGCCCCCUCGCUUCCCUUCCCGAACCCGCGCCUGAGCGGCUCGAUUCUAAGAUGUUCUCGGUUCGUCUGGUAAAUGGCAGCUCCACCAUCUCAGUUUUGAAUUCUCUGUUUAAUUUGGGAUUGAGAUCAAAGAAAAAUCUAGAGAGACCAGGUAUCAGGAUUUUUUUUUUUUUUUUUUUUGUAAUUUUAUGGACUGAAGUACUUCCUUGAUCCUCUGCUGAGAGAAUCAUGGUUUUAAGGAAAAAGUAAUUGUAGUGUGUGGCGGAUCGCAGAAAAACAGGAUUGGAAACAGAGUUUUAGAAUCAAGUUCUUCAGUGAGAAACUUAGCCCUUUAAAAUUUCUUCUUGAGGGUUGCACUGCUUCAGUGAAAGCAACUCCGGAUCAGGACCCUGGUUAACAAAGUUUGGAGUAAAAGGCUUCAAGCCAAAUGGAAGUUCUUAAUGCGGUCAGGAAGGCGUCUGUCGUCUCUUAGAUUCCACCGUAGCCCCUGUAAACGGAACUGACUUUUCCAUAUUGUUAAUGAGGUGUUUGCUGCUCUGACGUCCAGUCCCUGCAGCUGCCAGGCUGUGUGGCUCUCACCCCAGAGCUGCACAGCCCCGAACGUAGCUUGUUUUCAUGCAGAAUCGACUUCAGAUACUUCAUGCGGAAAUAGGCACUGAAGACAGAGGUCCGGGAGCAGAGGCCGGGGCGCCUUCACUGCGUGCGUGUGCUAAGUGCGUGCGUGCACGUAGCGGGUAUCCUGCACGUGCGUGAGGGGCCGCGCUGCUGCCGUUGAGGGAAUGUCAGGGGUGCGUUUUACGUGGUCGAACGUUAUUGGCUUCUUUUCGGCUCAGAACAGCCAUUGCUGUUUGUUCUUACGUCACUCGCGGGGUCGCUUUCUUGCCCUCUACCAUCGUCAGCGUCUGAUGACUCCUCUGAAGCGGCACCUGUGUUCCGCCGGGUUAUUUCCGAGUCCUUCCUGGUGAGCGCGUGUGGAAAGGCCUCUCUCCUUCAGCUCGUGGACGCCCAGGUGGCCGCGGCCCCGCCCGCAGUCGGGAAGGACCUUGAACGUGGCCGCGCGCGUCCUCCUGGCGCUCACAAAGGGCUAGCCUUGAACGUCACUUGCCCAGCCUUGAUGUCCUGACCCAGCGGGGCCCGCCCACUCCCAACCGACAGCUGCAGCUGCCCUGCCUCGCCGCCUCCCUGCAGGCGUCGUCGUGUUUGGAUGAAACGGUAGAACACAGGCGAGCAGAGCACCCGAGCCUCGGUCCGCCUCCCGCGUUGGCCUGACUGUCCAGGGCCCCGAAAAGCCCCAACGCCACCGCCGGGGCCAGAUCGCCGGGCUCCCGCUUCCCCUCCCGCUGCUGAGGCCCCGGGGGAGGCGCGCGGCCUUCCUGGAGCCACUGCAGCCACGGGCCGCCCGCCACGGCCCCACUAGCUUCUCAGUCAUGCAGCUGCACCUGACCUGUCUCCUGAAUCUUUUUCUUGCCCUACCGCCCAUAAUUUAUCAAGCAUAAUAUUACACGUUAAAGAACAGCAAAUAAGAACUCUGUAGAAUCCCACCAGGACUUUGCUAACCAUGAUAUUUGGAGAUGAUGAAAAUGCUCUGAAAAAUGUCAGCCACCAAAAUAGUUUUGUCGGCACUGUUCACACGCAUGGUCCCCACGCCCCCAGGUUGGGUUUUUGGUUUUGGUUUUUGGUUUUUUUGGGCUUUUUCAUGUUACAUCCAUAUCUGUAUUUAUAUCUUAUUUGUUUCACUUUCAAGUGUAUCAUGGCAAAUGUACAGAUUUUUUGUUGUUGUUAAUAAUGUGCUAGGAUUUGCUAAAAAAGAAAACAAGAAAAAAAAUCCUUUUGAGUUUGCUCUAGAAUAAAUGAGACUUAAUUCAG